This is a messenger RNA of Plasmodium vivax (malaria parasite P. vivax), 925 nucleotides long. RefSeq names its product cytochrome c1 heme lyase, putative. The transcript is spliced from 3 exons. Gene Ontology annotation, molecular function: holocytochrome-c synthase activity. The record is from RefSeq and is a predicted model, not a curated record. Gene Ontology annotation, biological process: cytochrome c-heme linkage. The coding region runs from base 219 to 743 and encodes 174 amino acids. Lineage: Eukaryota; Apicomplexa; Aconoidasida; Haemosporida; Plasmodiidae. Gene Ontology annotation, cellular component: mitochondrion.
AGUGCAUUCCAAUUAGAGGCAACAAAAUGGGUGAGGGUGUACGAAUGAUGGAGACCCCUUCACGGUCACAACGUUUGAGAAGCAGGCGUUAAAACGGCCGUCGCCGCCAAGGCGGUCAACAUGGUUAACAUGGUCAACAGGGGUUAGCGCUCCCAGCGUUGCUACCACCGCGUCCUCCGCUACGGUCACUACCACUGCUUACCCCCCCGGAGCCCCAAAUGGACCAGCCCCAAAACGUGGCCACAAGCGAUGGCAAGGAUGGGAAGGAAAAAUCCUCCAUCCCCUCCAACAGCGGCAGCUGGUACUACCCCUCCAGGAACCAGUUCUACCGAACGACUCGCAAAAAAGGGUACAGCUACUCCAAGGAGGAACUAGACGUGGCGCUCAAAAUCCACAACGCAGUGAACGAAGAAACGUGGAAGCGAAUAAUGAAGAAGGAGCAAAAAUAUUUCGACCUUUGCAAAGAGCAGAAGCUAAUCAGAUUCAUUGGACUCCCAAACAAGCUGUCGCUCAAGGCCUUCAUGCUCACCCUCAUGGGGUACAACAAGCCGUUUGACCGGCACGACUGGUACAUUGACAGAUGCGGGAGUACCAUCAAAUACAUCAUAGACUACUACGACGGGAAGAGUGACGAGCGAGCCCCCGUUUCCAUCUUCAUCGACGUCAGGCCCCAGCUCAGCGUGGGCAACGUGGUCGAUUAUUUUAAAAUGGUGUACAUCAGAAUGUGCAGGUAUUUCUUUUAGCCGGCUGGAGGUUCCCCCCCCCGAUGCGUAUGCGUGUGGAUAGGCUAUAUGAAUUCGCCUUUGUUGGCCAAAAUGGAAUAGCCCCAUGAGGAUUUCUUCCUCGGGAUUGCUUCCUCAGGAUUACUUCCUCAGGAUUGCUCUUUAUACAGAUCGCCCGCCAUGGCACUUUCCCCCCACUGGGU